AUGACGUCUAAAACAGUUCAGAUAACACGACGGCUGGUUUCAAAAGAUGGACACAAUAACGUACGGAUUGACAAUGUGGAGGGCAUGGUGAAACUCUUUCUGCACGAUCUCUGGACCACUGUGGUGGACAUGAAAUGGCGUUACAAGCUAACUCUGUUUGCCUCCACAUUCGUUCUGACCUGGUUCAUCUUCGGUGUGUUCUUCUAUCUCAUCGGGAUGGCCAAUGGGGACUUUGACGUUGACGUAGCAUCGAAUCACACGCCCUGCGUGAUGAACGUAGAGACGCUCACUGGGGCCUAUCUCUUUUCACUAGAAUCUCAGACCACCAUCGGUUACGGUUUCCGUCACAUCUCAGAGGAGUGCCCGCUGGCCAUCUUCACUCUGGUGGCCCAGCUGGUUAUAACUGGGCUGGCAGAGAUCUUUGUCACAGGGGCUUUUCUGGCUAAGUUGGCCCGUCCCAAGAAGAGAGCCGAGACCAUUAAAUUCAGCCAGUCUGCGGUGGUGUGUAAGCAUAAGGGCAAACUGUGUCUGAUGGUACGUGUGGCAAACAUGAGAAAGAGCCUCCUGAUCCAGUGCCAACUCUCGGGCAAGUUACUUUUCCCAUACGUCACCCUGGAAGGGGAGAAGACCACUAUCCACCAAGCUAAUGUGGAGUUCAAUCUCGACUCUAGCCAGGACUGCCCCUUCCUGAUCCUUCCUCUGACCUUCUACCAUGUUCUGGAUGAAAGCAGCCCGCUGGCAGGCCUCAGUGCCGAAAAUCUGCCAAGCAGGGAGUUUGAGCUGGUGGUAACACUCAGCGCAACCAUGGAGUCCACAGCAGCAACCUGCCAGACCCGAACCUCCUACGUUCCUCAGGAGAUCUUGUGGGGCUACGAGUUUAAGCCACUGCUCUUCACCAGUCCCAGUGGGAGAUAUGUGGCUGACUUCAGCUUCUUUGACAAAGUACAGGUGUGCAGUGACUCCGCCAUGCUCCUCAAUAAUACUGAGAAACUUCAGCUGGAGGAAGAGUACAGGAGAGAGUAA
Molecule: messenger RNA, 1023 nt
Organism: Chanos chanos (milkfish)
Lineage: Eukaryota; Metazoa; Chordata; Actinopteri; Gonorynchiformes; Chanidae
Gene: kcnj15
Product: potassium inwardly rectifying channel subfamily J member 15
Exons: 1
Coding region: 1-1023 (340 amino acids)
Biological process (GO): potassium ion import across plasma membrane; regulation of monoatomic ion transmembrane transport
Cellular component (GO): plasma membrane
Molecular function (GO): inward rectifier potassium channel activity
Source: RefSeq, a predicted model, not a curated record